CCUGCUCGAACCUUUACUCCCCCUCUCCCUUCACACUCCCCUCAUGUUCUUGUUCAUGCUCAUGUUCUCUCUCUCUCUCUCUCUCUCUCUCUCUCUCUCUCACACACACACACACACACACACACACAGAGAUAUGGAUAGAGAGAUAGAUAAUACUUGUAUAAAGUCUCUGCCUUUGGAGUUGAGCAUGCCUGCUUUCUUUCUUGCUCUUUGGUAGCUGACGCGAAGAAUGAGAGAGGGUUUGCAGGAUGGGCAACUGUGGAACCAGGGAAGAGUCUGCUGUAGCUGCCGCGCACGCCCAAGUUCAGCAACUUCAUAUUUUCCAGCUACCUGUUAAGAGCACACCAUCUGAGAGGAAGCACAACCGCUCUUUCUCAGACUUAAGUGAUCCCUCAACCCCACGAGUCAUCGAAGAUUCAAGGAACAUCUCCAUAUACACCAAUGUGAUUGCUUUCACAUUGUUUGAGCUUGAAACUAUCACAAAGAGUUUUCGGUCAGAUUAUGUUCUUGGUGAAGGAGGCUUCGGAACUGUGUAUAAGGGAUACAUUAAUGAGAAUGUGAGGGUUGGCCUCAAGUCUCUUCCUGUCGCUGUUAAGGUCUUAAACAAGGAUGGACUUCAAGGUCACAGAGAAUGGCUUACGGAGGUUAAUUUUCUAGGACAGCUGAGGCAUCCUAAUCUAGUGAAGCUGAUUGGAUAUUGUUGUGAAGAUGUUCACAGGUUACUUGUUUAUGAAUUCAUGUUCCGAGGCAGCCUUGAGAACCACUUGUUUCGAAAGACAGCUGCUCCAUUAUCUUGGGCGACAAGGAUGAUGAUUGCACUUGGGGCUGCCAAAGGGCUUGCUUUCCUUCAUAAUGCUGAAAGGCCUGUCAUCUACCGAGACUUUAAGACUUCCAAUAUCUUGUUGGACUCUGAUUAUACUGCUAAGCUUUCUGACUUUGGACUUGCAAAAGCUGGCCCUCAGGGAGACGAGACCCAUGUAUCAACAAGGGUGAUGGGAACUUAUGGUUAUGCGGCACCUGAGUAUGUGAUGACAGGUCGUCUGACUGCAAGGAGUGACGUCUACAGUUUUGGUGUUGUACUUCUUGAGCUCUUGACCGGCCGUAAGUCUGUGGACAAGACCCGGCCUAGCAAGGAACAGAGCCUGGUUGAUUGGACACGUCCGAAGCUCAAUGACAAGAAGAAAAUGCUGCAGAUAAUCGACCCCCGGCUUGAAGACCAAUACUCCGUGAGAGCUGCCCAGAAAGCCUGCAGCUUGGCAUACUACUGUCUAAGCCAGAACCCGAAGGCAAGACCCCUCAUGAGUGAUGUUGUGGAGACUCUUGAGCCCUUACAAUGCAGUAGUGCAAGCAAAGGGUCAGCUCAUACACCAAUACUUGACAGCCUCCCCGACUAUCGAAUGCACCGAAGAUUUUCUGGUAAUAACAAUAUGAGUUGUAGGUCUAGUCCUAGCCCAAAAUGCUCCCCUAGUCCGAUCACCCCAUGCAGGGUGUGAUGAAGAAUUAUAGAUUUUGUGGAUGUAUAUUGACAAUCUAGUGAUGCUUGUGUGUCAGGAUUUUUGCUUUUAUCUCUACCAUGACUUCACUGUAAAUGUGGCAGCUUGUAACAGUUUCUAAUUGGCAAAUAUGUCAUAACAGUGCAACCCAAUGCCAAACUGGCUGGGGGGUUUGAUUC
Messenger RNA from Dioscorea cayenensis subsp. rotundata (Guinea yam), 1672 nucleotides. RefSeq names its product probable serine/threonine-protein kinase PBL8. The coding region runs from base 249 to 1493 and encodes 414 amino acids. The transcript is spliced from 6 exons. Lineage: Eukaryota; Viridiplantae; Streptophyta; Magnoliopsida; Dioscoreales; Dioscoreaceae. Gene Ontology annotation, biological process: protein phosphorylation. The record is from RefSeq and is a predicted model, not a curated record. Gene Ontology annotation, molecular function: ATP binding; protein kinase activity.